GAGUGUGCAUGCACGCCUUCACUUACUCUCAUAACAUAUUUAUAUAAUAUAUACCUGAAGCAGCUCUAUGAACGCACGUGCAUUUAUGAUGUUUCACAACUGCAAACGAGCUGCUUUGUGUCGUAAACAUAUGUAAUAUGCGUGAGUGGAAUCAGGAUCGCGCAGCCUAUGGGGAUUCCCUGUGUUGCUGUGAAUUAGAGGUAUUAUAGUGACAGCUAGGGGGAUGUGCAGAAAUGUGUGGAUAGGCGCGCGCGAGCACACACACACACAUCAGCACAAAGCUGCUGUUUCAUCAUAAGGGCGCUGUGCGUUUCAGCACCAGACCUGUCGAGCAGGGCAGAGGAGAGCGGCUCUCGUGGUAUGACUACUACAAACAAGGGAAACAAAGCACUGAAGGUGAAGCGAGAGCCAGGUGAGAAUGGCACGAGUCUCACAGAUGAUGAGCUGGUGUCCAUGUCUGUGCGAGAGCUGAACCAGCACUUGCGCGGUCUGACCAAAGAGGAAAUCUUGCAGUUGAAACAGCGGCGGCGCACACUCAAAAACCGUGGCUAUGCCGCCAGCUGCCGCGUCAAACGUGUCACGCAGAAGGAGGAGCUGGAGAAACAGAAGGCAGAGCUUCAGCAAGAGGUGGAGAAGCUCGCCUCAGAGAACGCCAGCAUGAAAGUGGAGCUUGACGUGCUGCGCUCCAAAUAUGAGGCUCUCCAGAGUUUUGCCAGAACUGUGGCCCGCAGCCCUGUGGCCGGUGCCAGGGGCCCCAUCACAUCUGUUAUAGGGCCCCUCAUACCAGGCAAAGUGGCCACUACCAGCGUCAUCACCAUUGUCAAGACCAAAACAGAAGCACGGUCUUAAUGCACAAAUGGGGAGCAUUUUGUAAGUAUAUUGGUUGGCGUAUCCAUCAAGCACAGGUUUAUUCAUGCUAUCAAAAGAGGUGAUACAUAAUCCCAUAUUACUUGGUCCAUAGAAGACAAAAAGAGAAGCUUUUGUGCUGGGGUUUUUUUCCCAUACAGAGAAAGCAUACAUUGACCAGAGAAGGUCAAGCAGAAAAUCACACUUCAACAUGUAAACAACCUGUGAUUGAAGACACACAAGAACUGAUGCCAUUUGUCACUGACAUCAAACUUGAUAAGGUACGUCUUGGCACACCAAAUUCAAAUAUGUGCAGUGGUCCUAUGUCCUACCCGAACACGACAAUCAUAAAUUCAUUUUAAAUUAAGAAAAAACCCACCCCGAGCCAGUCCCAAUAAAAUUAGACCCAAGGCUGACCCGAUGGCUUUUUUUUCAAACCCGAAUGUUACAGAGGCAGAACACCAGUGGCCAAUGGUGACUUUUCAGCCUGGUAUGACACAGACCAAAAUCAAAGAUGACAAAGAAGAAACACGUGUAGCUUUUAUAGUGUGCCCAUCUUCUUAUUUGUAGAUGAAGUUCAUUCUCCGAUCCGUCUUUGUAAUGUUUAUGUUAGUUACAUUAAGACAUGUUCACAGAUAAUGUGGCCUAUACUUCAAAAAUGUGCAGUGGAUUUCACACAUUGUUACAGCGUUAGGAUGGUUUGGUAAUUUACACACAGAAGCACGGACUGACAGAGAACAUAGAAGAAGGGGAUGGUAACAUUCUCGUAGAAUUAUUUAAUAUGUAUUUCUUUUACAUAAUAAAAUAUUAAGUACACAAAACAAAUAAUAGAAAUUUGGCAUAUUUUAAUUCUUCUCAGGUCUAUUCAUCAAAAGCACAUUUAUUUAAAAUUACCAGACCCCGAGGCAACUAAAAUCGAACCCGACCCAUGUCCAAGGUACUCGUCAAAGUUUUGGACCCAAACCCGCUCAAGUCUCAGGUCGGACCUCGGGUUUUUGAAUCAAAGUGAAACAAUGAAGACCUCUAAUGUGCUUGCAUAAAUGCGAGAGUUGCAGCAGAGGGUGAGAUUGUCAAUGAAUAACGAUUUGAAUUUGGGUGUGUUCCUUAAAGAAAAUUAUUAUAUGUCUUGAGAAGACUUGGAAUGUAAUGCAGAAGUCAUAUCCUUUUUAUGGUACUUUUUUAUGUGAGACUAUAUGCUUUCAUUGUAUGGAAAAUAGUCUGGACUUUCUGCUAAAUCUCUUAUUUUUGUGUUCCCAUGGAAGAAAAUUAGUCAUGCAGGUUUGACUAACCUGUAUGACUAACUUUGAAUGAUGUCAAGUUUUUGGGUUAACUUUAGCUCCAACUUGAGUCACCUGUGCUUGAUAUUGUCCACUGACUAAUAUACUGAGGGGAAAAACUAAAUAUAUUCACUGUUAUAUCAGAAAUGGUAUAAGAAAUAAGGAUCUUGUAAUUCACAAAGCAAGCAAAACUUAUUUUCUGUUAUCAAAUUUCUUUCCUGUUGAGUUCAAUUCCAUUUAGUGGAAUGAUGUUUACAAGUUAUAUUCUGAGGAAUAUGACCAGGAGAGGCAAUAAACUACUGUAUUUAUGCAUGUGAGAGCAGAGGCCCUGUUAAACUGUCUGGCAGGUGAUGUUCAUCUUUUGCAGACAUGAAUUAUGAGAGAAACAUCGCAAAGAGGAGGCAUUUAUUUGCAUUUAGAAAAUAUUUGAAGUUGGUAAACCGUGUUGGUAAAAGUGUUGAUCAUAGCUUUGUUCAGAGUCGUAGAGCUGUAGUUUUGUUGUUUUGUGCUUUGUAUGGAUGGGCUGGUCGCAUUUAAUUUCCAGAAGCAACCCAACACGGGCUUUAUUGUUGAAUCGUUAGCUAAUGGUCUCUGAUGUCUUACUCCAACUAAAAACUUUGUUGUUUUUCUUGCUGGAAAAAGAAAACAGAAAAAAACUGUUAUUUAUAUGAACAAAAAAUAGUUUGAUAUAAAUUUUGCAAUUGUACCAAAAGUGGCUUAUUAUUGAAGUCUGAUUGCUUUUCUAGUAAAUAGACACGUGCAAUGGGGUAGCGCGUGGCGUGCUGUGUAUGUGGUCAGGUGACAGUGUUGUUCACUGUGUAAGUGUCCUGCUGUAUUCUUUAAAUGAAUAUUAUGACGUAAUAUAGACCGUGUAUAGAAGCCAGUCAUUCAUAUUGACUCCUUCCAUAUCUCUGUAAUGAAGAUGUGUUGCGCUCAGAACAUCUGGGUUUUGUUGAAUGAUAAAACUUCCAGCUUUACUGCAGCUGACUAUAACAAACCCAGUGUGGCGCUUCAUAACGGUGCAUAGUCAGUUCGUGGUUCUCUUCCAGCACAGGCAGUUUGGCAAAACACAAUUUAUCUGUGUUUUGGGACAACAUUUGAAGAAGAAUAGCAAGAACUAAAUUUAAAUAAUCUGCAAAGUGAUAAGGUUGUACAUCUGUUCCAAAACCUAGUGAACUGACCAGCAUUUUAACACCGUGUCUACACUUGACGCGACAGUUGGUGUUUCGCGCCACACUGCAACAGCUUGAUUCUGUAUACACUGGAUGCGACAAAGCAACUGUUGCAAAUCCAUUUGUUCUUCAUGUCAGAACUUAAGUAGCGCGGACGCUUGAAGUAUGACAGAAAGAGAACGGAACAUCAGUUUACUGUCGGAAAUUUGUAGUGUCGCUGAUUAUAAUGGGUUCUAUCUGCUUCUGUGUCUGUUGUAGACACUGUGUAGAGCGUCAUAUGUGAUCCCCCAACAUGAAGACUGUUCAAAAAGAUACCAAGUAACCCAGAUAGCACGUCUUAAAGAUGUCUGCUAAAGAGCGCUUAAUCUGGAAAAAAUCUGUUGUGUACAAACAUCUCAUCUCUCCAAUCUCCAAUAACAUCUCUCAACUUAAAAAAAAGCAGUUUUACAUACAUUCUAAAUCAUAAACAUCUUUAAGACAUUUUCUAAAUGUCUUUUUAACAUAUGACAGGAAAGGUCUUGCAGAUGAGCAAACAUGUGCAACAAAAAUGACAACAAAUUGCAGAUGUAAAUGUAGACAUCAAAUAGACGUGUCCGUGAUGUACGUGUGCUAUUAUGUAAGGAGGCAUCGUAUGUGCCCUUCACGAACAGUUAACAAGCUCGCUGAAAAAUUUAAGAAAUCUGUCCAUCCGUUCUCCAAAGCAUUCAACUUACGUAGGGGUCGCAGGGAUGCCAGAGCCUUUCCCAGCAUCUCAGGUCAGAUAGGCAGGGAAACAUAAACACCCUAAAUGUCAGAUAUAAAUUAGCCAAUUCUUGCUGAGGGAAAUAUGCAGAAGAAAAAUACAGUAGAGGGGGACUUUUAUCCAUUGGGAGUUGAUUUGAUUGUGGAGGGGUUGAAAAUGAAAGCGGAACAGGAAAGUUAUUACAUUUAGUAACUGUAAUCAUUGCUAAAAUGUGUGUAUAGAAAUAGUUGAAAAGGGAUUGUUUUACUCAAUAUUUGUUUGUGGUAUGUAUGUUUGUUGGGGGUUUUUUUCUAUUGAAUUUGACUGAGUACAGUGUUUGCCUCCCAUGUAGAAUGUCACAGAUCAGUUCAAGGAUCCGUUUCAGAUAGAAUGCUGCCUACUGUAUGUCUGAUAGCAGAUAGCAAGGAAUUCCCUCACUAGGGUUUGGAACAGAGCUAUAAUAUUUAAAAAGUAAAUUGAUUGUCAACCCUGUCUUGCUCAUGUUCUGGAUCUGAUAGACAGAUGAUCUGGAUUCAGAGCAGAACUACGUACAGGUGUUUGAAAUAAGCUUCAUGAGAUUUCUCUGUGAGAUGAUAUGGGUAAGUGAAAUGCACUAAUGAAAUGGACUUAUUUUGAUAUGCUCUUCCCUACUGUUUUCUCAGGAUAAAUGUUCAGUGUAAUAUAAAAAAGUUCCAGAAUUACUUCAACUUAUAGCCCUGAUGUGUGUCACAGCUGUGAAUCUGAAUGGAUAAGUGAGGGGAAAUGGAAUAAACUCCCUUGCAUGGCAAAGCGUUAAAGACCCCGAGAACUUUCAGGUCAUUGCAGUUGAUUUACAGUGAUAGUUUAUCCGCAAAUGAACCCUCUAUCAUACAUCCACCCUCCUGUUGUUCCAAACCACUUUGUUUUUUUCCAGCAAGCUCCAAAAAGGAAACAAGCACUAGAAGUUAUAAUAGCAGUUUGUAUGAAUUGUGCCUCAAUAUUCCAAGUCAUCUGAGGCUAUACAAUGAAAUUUAAGUCAUUUAUUCUCUGCACUCCCCACAAAAAAAAGUCAAGUCCCCUUAUUUCUAUUGCGCUUUAUACAGUACAGAUUAUUUCAAAGCAGCUUUAAAGGGAUAAACAGGAAAAUAAUGAUCAAUGAUGCAAACAGAAUUCAAUUCUUAUGCAAAUCAUUUCUAAAAAACAAUAGAAUUAUUAUUUAGCUAAAAUUCAGUUCAGUGUUAAUUCAGUUGAGUUUAAUAACUGCAAAGGUCAUCAAUAUGACCAGUUCAGCUAUAAAGCAGGUCUGGGGGAAACAGUGAUGUCAACAUCAGUGCAGUCAAAUCAAUAAUGUUUAUGAAUAUGAAGUAAAUAAGCAAUCAUGUAAUAAGCAUGAAUAAUGUACAGACAGCAAAACAAAGGAUUCAAUGUGAUUAAAAAAAAAAAAAAAAAAAACCUGGGGUCAGUUUCAUAAACUAGUCUUACAAGUUACAAGAAACUGCUUGCCUUUGAUCUUGAUCACCCUGGUGGGGCUUAUUUUGCAGUCAUGACCGGCAACACAAGGGCAAGUAAUAAUGACAGCUUUCAUUUAUGGAUUAACUAUUUCUUUAAGAUGAAAAUGAAGAGAUUGUAACUGAUUCACUGUGACAUUAAUGCACUGCCCUCUUGCCUCAACUCAGCUCCGCCUCACAUCACAGAUUCAAGGCCACAACAAUCAGUAUUUCAGUAUUCCUACAGCACAUGUUUUCUCCGUAUAGGGCAUAUUCUUUCAGCAGUUUGAUGACUGUUGUUAGAGUUCAUUGCUCACAUAAUGCACUCACCACAUUCACUCUGAAAAGCAGCUUUUUGGAGUUUUUCUCUGAGGUUUUCUGCACACUAUUUUCACACAGCACUUCUCUGUGGUGUUUAAUGUAGUUCUUGGAAAAGUGCCACACUGUACCCUUAUGUGCACAAAGUAUUGAUUUUUUUUUUUUUUUUUUUUUUUUUUUUUUUUGACAGAUGAUGUUUGUGGUAGUUUGUAUUUUAGCACUAUUGUAAAAUUACUGCUAAGGAGAAAGAUAUUUCAGUGAGAUACAGUCACUACUGCGAAGGUAAAUGUUCUGUAAGUGUGUUUAUUAGCUCUGUUCCAAACUCUAGUAUCCUAAUGUAUCAUAGGCACAUCCCUGACUCUGUAUCAAGAGGUAGGCAGCAGCAUUAUGCCUUCAGAUGCAACCUUGGCCAAAUUGUAUAGUAGUAUUGCAUACAGUAUAUCCAGUCCCAGAAUGUAUUUUGACAAGCUCAGUCAAAAAUGAAUCAAAGAUGAUGGACAUACUUCAUACUUAAAGCAUACUUUUGUUUCACUCAGUAUCGAAAAGUGUAGAUAAACAUACGGAUGCUUAGUAACAUUCACACAAAACACAUUUUUUCAUUAUACAGCGCUACUUUUCCAUUGUUUUUCUAUGUAAAAUGCGUGCUAGACGGAUGUUUGACCGUUGCGCUUGCGUCUUUUGUGGUGUCUCAAGCAUGACAUGGCUUCCUAAAAACGCAGUACCCGAGUUUAAAGAAGUUCUGAACUUCUAACACCGUGUCUACACUAGACAUGAGUGACGCAACAAAAGCAGAACCCGUUAUAAUCAGUGAUGCUAUCUACACUGGAUGUGGCACGAUGCAAUACGACAAAUCCCAGACAAAAAAAAAUACUGAUGCCUCAUUCUAUUUCUGAUGUACUUAACGAGCUCAUGCUACUUCUGACACAAGAACAAAUGGAUUUGCAACUGUUGUUUUGUCACAUCCAGUGUACACAGCCUCAAGCUGUUGUGGCCCCAGUCUAAACAUGGUGUAACUGUCAGGGAUUUGUAGUAUCGCAUCAUGUCCAGGGUAAACAGCAUUACUGAUUGGGUUCUAUUGUGUUUUGAAGCAUCCAGUGUAGAAACGGCGUAAGGGGUCAGUCGCACAGAAUGCUUUAUGCUUUGAAAAACGCAAUACACAGGCAGUGGAAUUUAUUUUUUUUUAAACAUCUUUUAACUUGAGUAUCGUGUUGUUGUUUUUUAGAAUGACUUGUCAGAUGCGAGCGCAAUGCCAAACUCGUCCGUCUAGUGCGCGUUUACAUAGAAGAACAGUGGAAAAGGCCCUAAUGUCAAAAUCAGUUGUAUAGAGAGUCUUGUGCACUUACUGUGAGAAGCACUAUUUGUGUCAAACAAGUAGCAUAAAAGGCUCCAUUACAUACUAUAUAAGCAGGUGACAUGGAAGCUCACUAAGUUUUGGGACAGAGCUAUUCAUAUUGCUACUAUAUUACUGUCUUGUGACUAUAUUAAUUUAACGUUAGGCUAUGCAACUGGUCCUGCCAUUGUUAUAAUGUGUCUUGGUUCAUCAAUGAAUCCUAUUGAAAAGCAACAUUUUUUUCAGUCAGCACAUUAAUGGCGAUGUUAUCAAGCUUUAGGCUAAUAGUUCGUCACAUUCUUUGUUUGGUAAGCAAGUGACUGUACAGGUUUUUAUAUUUGACACUAGAUUUGUGAGUCAUCAAAUAAAGCUAUGAAAUGUGAGUUUAUGAUUGGUGAACAUUGAUAGAAUAUGUUUUGGUUAUUUUAUCAAUGGGUUGUAAUAAGAUAUUACAGUACUUUGUAUGAAACACAGUAACACAUUGGGUGAAUUGUAACUAUUUAUUAAUUAAAUUGUUGUACUUUUUUGCAUUCUAUAGAUACAACACUGUAUUCCUAUUUAAUGACUGUGGAUUUGAACCAUGCAGUUAACCAUUUCUCAGAUGUGGCUAAUUUAUUGAUGUACUGUUGUAUAUAAUGUAUGUUUGUUGAAUUACAGCUUCUUUUAUUUUGUAUAUGACCAAUAAAAAUGUUUUGAGAAAGA
Megalobrama amblycephala (Wuchang bream) is the source of this 7832-nucleotide messenger RNA. RefSeq names its product v-maf avian musculoaponeurotic fibrosarcoma oncogene homolog Ga (gene mafga). Gene Ontology annotation, cellular component: nucleus. The record is from RefSeq and is a predicted model, not a curated record. Gene Ontology annotation, molecular function: RNA polymerase II cis-regulatory region sequence-specific DNA binding; DNA-binding transcription factor activity, RNA polymerase II-specific. The transcript is spliced from 3 exons. The coding region runs from base 361 to 849 and encodes 162 amino acids. Gene Ontology annotation, biological process: regulation of transcription by RNA polymerase II; regulation of epidermal cell differentiation. Lineage: Eukaryota; Metazoa; Chordata; Actinopteri; Cypriniformes; Xenocyprididae.